Messenger RNA from Anastrepha obliqua, 4092 nucleotides. Its product is annotated as dual specificity mitogen-activated protein kinase kinase hemipterous-like. The coding region runs from base 310 to 4092 and encodes 1260 amino acids. NCBI's taxonomy places the organism in Eukaryota, Metazoa, Arthropoda, Insecta, Diptera, Tephritidae. Gene Ontology annotation, molecular function: ATP binding; protein kinase activity. Gene Ontology annotation, biological process: protein phosphorylation. The record is from RefSeq and is a predicted model, not a curated record. The transcript is spliced from 10 exons.
AAGUUGUGAAAAACUCGAGUUAAUUUCUUUUUUAUUUGUUAUUUGUGUGAUAAUUCAAUUAAAAAGAAAACAAGUGUGCUGCUGGACAGAAAAAGACUUUUGCUCAAACGUGUGAUUGAUAGUUCGUUGGCGGAUGAAGUGAAGUGUAGAAGGAUUUGGCGACAGAAAUUUUCGCAGUGAAAAUUUUUGAGUGCACAAAAUUCACACGCACACAUAGAAAAGUGUUCACGCAGUGGCACACACAACCGCAGCGGAGUAGUGGCAGAGGCAGCGAUAUACAGCGUAGACACGACAAAACACGCGCGACGCAUGCACGACGCACCGGAGUAUAAACAUAGCAGCAGUAGCCGUGAGCAGCUAGGAAGAGCGAUAGCCCCCGUCGCUAUAGGUACUGGAGCAAGGACAGCACCGUCGACGUCUUCGCAUUCAUCCGCAGUGACAAACAAAACAAACACCUCCUCAAUGGAAUCGAUUGGGCAUAAAUUACACAGGCUGGAAAAGCGUCUCGAAGAGGAGAAUAAUUCACAUAAUCAUUUAAUGUUAGUCACUGAGGCUCCUAGUGGCUCUACACCGCGCGUUGUCGAUAGGGAAGCGCAUAUGGCGCUACCAAUCGGCAGGACAAAACGCCCCAAUCUGGGUUUGGUCAUGUCCAACACAAAUCGCAAUGCACCCCAAACAGAAAUGCACAAAAAACUUAAAAGAAUACGACAACAGUCGGGCAUACUCACUAUAAAUGGCCAAAAAUAUCCAAGUAAAAUGUCCGAUUUGGAACAUUUAAGCGAUUUGGGUAAUGGCACAAGUGGGAACGUGGUGAAAAUGCGUCACAAGCCUACGGGUACUAUUUUGGCAGUAAAACAGAUGCGUAGCACGGGAAAUGAUGAGGAGAACAAUCGUAUACUCAUGGAUCUUGAUGUUAUACUAAAUUCACAUGACUGCCCCUAUAUAGUACAUUGCUUAGGAUAUUUUGUAAAUAUACCGGAUGUAUGGAUUUGUAUGGAACUUAUGUCAAUGUGCUUCGAUAAGCUGUUAAAGCGUUCUAAACAGCCAGUGCCAGAGAGUAUACUAGGGAAGGUUACAGUUGCGACGGUGUAUGCGCUUUCAUAUCUAAAGAUGAAACACAACGUUAUUCAUCGCGAUGUGAAGCCUUCAAAUAUUCUCAUUGACGAGCAAGGGAAUAUAAAAUUGUGUGAUUUCGGCAUCAGCGGACGACUCGUGGACUCGAAGGCGAAUACACGUUCUGCCGGGUGCGCCGCUUAUAUGGCGCCCGAACGCAUCGAUCCGAAAAAGCCCAAAUAUGAUAUAAGAGCCGACGUUUGGUCGCUGGGCAUAACACUGGUGGAACUCGCUACUGGCCGCUCGCCGUAUGAGGGCUGUAACAUAGACUUUGAGGUGCUGACUAAAAUUCUGGACCAUGAACCACCCAGUUUGCCUUAUGGCGAUGGUUUCGACUUCAGCCAAGAUUUUCGAGAUUUUGUCGAUAAGUGUCUCACGAAAAAUGUACAUCAUCGCCCUAGAUAUCAGGAACUUUUGCAGCAACCAUUUUUUCGUUAUUACGAUGUAGCCGACGUUAAUGUGGUGCAAUGGUUUAAGAAUAUUGUCGAGUCCGCCGAUAUAGAGAUGCAUAGAACUCACAUGCCAAUAACUACUACAGCUACACUCAGGGGAGAUGUGACAGCAGCAACAAAUAAACAUAACAAAAUUGCUACUGCAACAAUAUUGCCAACAACAGUAACAACAACAGCGACAAUAAAUCCAAAAUUGCCUGCAGCAACCACAAACUCUACACACAUCCCCAGCUAUCAGAAUUCCUAUCAUAGUGCCAGCACAUCCACAGCCACUCAACCACGCUACAAAAAAGACGAAUACCUGCCACAAUAUCAUCCACAAUAUCCACAUGUGCAAACCCAGGCGUUACAUCAUCAUCAACCAUCACAACUACCUCAGCCGAUUGCAAGCUAUUACAACAACAGCAUCGCCAAUAAUCAUUUGCAGGGCGAACGGGGUGGAGGCGGUGGCGGUGGCGUUGGUGGCGGUGGUGGAGGAGGCUUAGGAAGUGGUGGCGGCAACGGUUAUGGCAGUGGCGGCUCGGGCAGCAAUAGUGCUAACAGUAGCAGUCCACAAUCACCGCCUAGCAGCAGCUACAAGGAUGCGCAGCUGAAAGACGACACGACGCAUAUUGUCACUGAGAUGAGUAAAUUAUAUCGUAAGUCACCGUUUUUGCAGCGCAAAUACAGCAAUGGCGCGGGGUUGAAGUACGCUGGUGGUGGUAGUGGUGGUGGCGCGUCGAGCCCCAAAAAGGAAUCUAUGUUUAGCAGCAUCGGUCAAACAAUUAUACGCAACCUCACCACCUCACCCUUUAGCCAAAAAAAGCAUCAUACACCACAGCCGCAUCAGGUGGAUCCUUUGUGGCGUAUGCCAAAUGUUCACGAGAUGGGCGGCAAUGCGUUCGAUGCGUACGACAGCCCAUCUACGGCGAAAAAUCUGGGCAUUGGUUCCCCAGCAAUGGGGCGGAAGCGAUUUCAGGCGGGCGCUGCAUCGCCAACCUUGCCCUUAGGUAUACCAGUUGAACCGGUGUUGAAGGAGCAACCGCCAUCUUUGAUACCGGUUAAUCGCAAUGAGAUGAAUACGCAGCAGCGAGUGCCGGGCAAUCACAGUCCAAUUGUGCUGCAGCGUUUCUAUCACCAACAAAAUCAGCUGCGUGAGAAGGAGCUAGAGAAGCGCAAGGAACAGCUGCAACAACAACAACAAAAACAAUCUACAAACCCCUUUCAUGCCGGUAAUUAUCUCUCAACCAGCGCUGCCGCCUCAGCUGCAUCAGCGUCCACCACGCCGCUGCAUUAUAGUAGCACCAGCAGCAGCAGCAGCAAUCAGCACCACUACCAACUGCCACAACAGCAACGUUAUCCUCAACAACCAACGCAUCACCACUUGCCACUGACCAGCGCUGCCUCCUCAUCACACUCAACUUCUAGUCAAUCAUCUACACAAUCCUCAUCCUCACAAAUAGCAAUUGGUGAUUUGCACGAACAACAACAAAGAUCGCCACCCGCAUGCGCACCACCGCUGCCUCCCCAAAUGUCAGUGGCGGCAGUAAGCUCCGCCUUUGGUACGAGCCCCAGUCAGCUGCAAUAUCAACCGCUGCCCCAGCACUAUUUGCCACUGAACGAGACAACAUUACGCAAUUCACGUUCGUCGCCUACUUCACCAGAGCAGCUGUCGUCCGAUGGCGGCGUGAGUGGCAGUGGUGGUGGCGCUAGUGGUAACGGCAUGGCGAGUAAGUUGAGCAAGUUGUAUGCGCGUCGGCAGUGGCAAACUACAACGGCGGCAACGUUAACCACGCAUACAGGUGCAGCGGUUGUUGGUGGUGGCAGCGGCGGCGGCGGCGUGGCUGGCAAGGAUUACAGGGACGAGCAUGGCUGGUUUAAUACACUCGCCGGCGCCAUGAAGCGUCAAUUUGCCUCUUAUGUUAAAUUACAAUUGCAUUCUGCAGCCUCUCCCCCGACCAGCCGCGUUGUCAGUCAACAAGAGGGUCAAGGCUGUGAGAGUGGUCUGCCAAUGAGCGCGCAGCCCAGCAAACCAACGCUUGCCUACUAUCGCACACUCUCCGCGGGUAGUAGCAGCAACACGAGCAACAGCACGUCGCCGACUGAAGCACAGCCCAAGGCUAGCGGACUCGCAGCUGCUUCUGCUGGCAGCAACGCCAAUACCGGCAGUGAUUUCUACGAGGGAACAAGCGGCUUUCUGCGUCGGUAUGCAGCUGCUGGUGCUAGUGGUAUGACAGGUGGCGGCUGCGGCUCCUCAAAUGCGCAUCUCCUGACCGGUUUGGAUCGUCGACACCGCAGCCCUGAUCCACCGCCACGCUAUAAUCGCGGUCAGUCGCCGCUGUUAUUGCGUAAGCAGUUGCUGGAAUUGAGUGGUCAGCCACCUGGCGGCUCUCCACUGCUCAAUAGACGCUUUGUGAAUGCUUCACCACCAUUGCCACCGCCGCGUCGUGGUUCUGAGAGCGUGCCUGGCUCACCGCAACAUUUUCGCACGCGCAUCCAUUACACACCCGAACCGCAGCGACGCAUCUAUCGUACGAUCGACCAAUGA